ACCCGGGGACAGGCCGCGGGGGAGGGAGAAUGUCGGAGAGCUUCCUCAUGACUUUCAUCAAAGGGAAAUGCGAAGGGAGGCCGAGGAAAUCCGACACCGUGAUCGAGAAGGAAGAGGAGGAGGAGGAAAAGAAGCGCGAGGAAACGAAAACUAAGGAAAAGGGAAGCCAGGGGACCUCCGGCGCCCCGCCCCAGCCUGGGCCAGAAAACCACAAAGAAAACAGCCCUUUCCUAAACAACACGGAUACUGUAAAAGGAAAUGAAUACUACGACAGAAAUCUGGCCUUAUUUGAGGAGGAACUGGACAUUCGACCAAAGGUGUCUUCCCUCCUCAACAGGUUGGCCAAUUAUACAAACAUCACUCAGGGAGCAAAGGAACAUGAGGAAUCAGAGAGUGGAGACAAUGCCAAGAAGAAAGUAUUUAAGUCUCCCAGUAUGGGAACCCUGAUGGGAGUUUACCUACCCUGCCUACAAAAUAUUUUUGGAGUGAUUCUUUUUCUCCGACUGACAUGGCUUGUAGGAGCGGCAGGAGUCUUGCAGUCUUUCUGUAUUGUCUUCAUGUGCUGCUGCUGUACCAUGCUAACAGCUAUAUCAAUGAGUGCUAUCGCAACAAAUGGAGUGGUACCAGCUGGAGGCUCUUAUUUCAUGAUUUCAAGGUCACUUGGUCCUGAAUUCGGUGGUGCGGUUGGUCUGUGCUUUUAUCUUGGAACUACUUUUGCAGGAGCCAUGUAUAUACUUGGUGCCAUUGAAAUCUUAUUGACCUACAUUGUCCCUGCAGCAGCGGUAUUCAAACCUGUUGACUCAAAUGAGUCUGGUGCUAUGCUGAACAACAUGAGACUCUAUGGGACAAUUUUCCUUGCUUUUAUGGGCUUAGUUGUCUUCAUAGGAGUCCGAUAUGUUAAUAAAUUUGCCUCCUUAUUUUUGGUCUGUGUGAUAAUAUCCAUCUUGUCCAUUUAUGUGGGUGUCAUUAAAACAGCAGUCCAUCCUCCAGAAUUUAAAAUUUGUAUGUUAGGAAAUCGAACACUUUCCAGAGGUUUGUUUGAUGUUUGUGCCAAGACCACUAUUGAAAACAAUGAAACCGUGGCAACCCAGCUGUGGGAAUUUUUCUGCAACAGUAAAAAUCUAACCACGGAUGAUUGUGACGAGUAUUUUGUUCACAAUAAUGUGUCUGAAAUCCAAGGGAUUCCUGGUGUGGCAAGUGGCAUUAUAUACGAAAACCUGUGGAGCAGGUACAUGACCAAGGGGGAGAUACUCGAAAAGCAAACGUUGCAAUCGGUUGAAACUUCUGGGCCAAAAAAGUAUAUACCCAUCUAUGUUCUUGCAGACAUAACCACUACUUUUACCAUGCUGGUUGGCAUCUUCUUUCCUUCAGUAACUGGUAUCAUGGCUGGUUCAAAUCGAUCUGGAGACCUGAAGGAUGCACAAAAGUCGAUUCCUGUUGGUACAAUAUUGGCUAUUGCUACAACUUCACUAGUUUACCUGAGUAGUGUGGUGUUAUUUGGCGCCUGUGUCGAAGGUGUUGUCCUUCGCGAUAAAUACGGUGAUGCUGUUAAUAAGAAUUUAGUUGUGGGAACUCUAGCUUGGCCUUCUCCCUGGGUUAUUGUGGUUGGUUCCUUUUUCUCUACAUGUGGAGCCGGUUUACAAAGCUUAACUGGGGCUCCCCGAUUGCUACAAGCAAUUGCUAAGGACAAUAUCAUUCCUUUCUUACGGGUGUUUGGACAUGGAAAAGCAAAUGGUGAACCAACUUGGGCUCUUCUUCUGACGGCUAUAAUAGCUGAACUCGGAAUACUGAUCGCCUCACUUGAUAUGGUGGCUCCCAUUCUCUCAAUGUUUUUCUUAAUGUGCUAUUUGUUUGUUAACCUGGCUUGUGCAGUACAAACACUUCUGCGAACUCCCAACUGGCGUCCCAGAUUUAAAUACUACCAUUGGGCUUUAUCAUUUUUAGGCAUGAGCACAUGCCUUGCUCUAAUGUUCAUUUCUUCAUGGUAUUACGCUCUUGUCGCUAUGCUUAUCGCAGGCAUGAUUUACAAGUAUAUUGAGUACCAAGGUGCAGAAAAAGAGUGGGGUGAUGGUAUUCGGGGUCUGUCUCUGAGCGCAGCUCGUUAUGCUUUGCUGAGGCUGGAAGAAGGUCCUCCUCAUACUAAGAACUGGAGGCCUCAGUUGCUGGUACUGCUGAAACUAGAUGAAGAUUUACAUGUGAAACAUCCCAGAUUGCUAACAUUUGCAUCUCAGCUAAAAGCUGGCAAAGGUUUAACUAUCGUUGGCUCAGUCAUUCAAGGGAAUUUUCUAGAAAACUACGGAGAAGCACAAGCCGCUGAACAAACAAUUAAAAGCAUGAUGGCCAUAGAGAAGGUGAAAGGGUUUACUCAAUUGGUGGUUUCUUCCAAGGUUCGAGAAGGCAUUGCACAUUUAAUUCAAUCUUGUGGACUUGGUGGAAUGAAACACAAUUCAGUAGUUAUGGGUUGGCCUUAUGGCUGGAGACAGAGUGAGGAUCCCAGAGCCUGGAAAACUUUCAUUGACACUGUAAGAGUCACCACAGCUGGUCACCUUGCUCUGUUGGUGCCCAAGAACGUCUCCCUCUAUCCAAGUAAUCAUGAACGCUUUACUGAGGGCCGCAUUGAUGUUUGGUGGAUUGUGCACGAUGGGGGCAUGUUGAUGCUGCUCCCUUUCCUCCUCCGACAACACAAGGUCUGGAAAAAAUGCACGAUGCGCAUUUUCACUGUUGCACAAAUGGAUGAUAACAGCAUUCAGAUGAAAAAGGACCUUGCAACUUUCCUUUACCACCUCCGAAUUGAGGCAGAAGUUGAAGUAGUUGAGAUGCACGGCAGUGAUAUUUCAGCUUAUACAUACGAAAGAACUCUGAUGAUGGAGCAGCGGUCACAAAUGUUGAGGCAGAUGAGGCUAUCCAAGACUGAGAGGGAAAGAGAGGCUCAGUUGGUAAAAGACAGGAAUUCAAUGAUUCGUCAAGAAAGCAUAUACUCUGAUGAAGAGGAAGAGCUACAUGUUUCUCCUGACAAAGUACAGAUGACCUGGACAAAAGAGAAAUAUGAAUCUGAGCGAAACCGUUGUAAGAUGCAUACCCCGAACAGCUUCAGGGAAUUGAUCAGUAUUAAACCAGACCAGUCCAAUGUAAGGAGAAUGCAUACAGCGGUCAAGCUAAAUGAAGUCAUUGUAAAUAGGUCUCAUGAUGCCAAGCUGGUUUUGCUGAACAUGCCUGGACCACCAAAGAACCAGGAUGGCGAUGAAAACUACAUGGAAUUUUUGGAAGUACUUACAGAAGGUUUGGAGAGAGUACUUCUGGUCCGAGGUGGUGGUUGUGAAGUCAUCACUAUUUAUUCUUGACACCCCACUUAUACGUGGGGUCUUUAGAGGAGACAUUUUGGAGUCUGAUGUGAUUUAAACCUGAUCUCAGAAAACAUUCCAAAAUCCCUUCUGUUCUAACGAGUACUCCCUUUAUUAGUUCACCUUUCAGACAACGAUUCCCACGGCUCAUCUUCCAAGCUCUACGUCAUUGAUGCAUUAAGUGCUUUCCAACAUCAACUCUGCAGUUGCCUUCAGAAUACUGCACACAUAUCUAGAACAUGAUAUAAAAUAAUACAUUGACAGUAUUAUAAAUGUGGCAAGUCUGAAGAAAGUGGACUUUGUAAAGAUGUACCUCAUAUUCUUUAACUUUACUGGGAAUAUGCUUGGAUUUGGGGCUCAUGUCUGGUGAGUUAGUAUUAAGCUUUUUGCUUUUUAAGUUAGAGAAUGCAUUUACAUAACUUUGCUGCAUUGACAGCUUUACUGUAAUGCAGGUGUAAGAUUGUUUUAUCGAAGGAAGCAGCUGGCAGUUGCUUUGUGGCUUCUCCAACACGACAACCCCAGUAUUGAAAGACAUUUGAUAAGUUUGGCUGUUCACGAAUGGAUAGCUUUUAAGUUUUAUUUUCACGAUAGGCACUAAUUAUGAAGUUGAGGGAUCCAAACUCUUUAGCUGCAUCUUCCAAGGCUUGUGAUUGUGUAAUUGGCAAAGAAAGAUUCCUAUUUAUUUUGGUAUUUAUAUUUUUAGGAAUUGUCCAGAACAAAAAGCCACUGUAUUGUUUAUUUCUGUAGUGUGUACUAAAAAUAAUUAGGGCCAUCAAUGAGUGGUCCACAUUUUCGAAUGAACUGCAGUCAGUUGUGACUUCUAUGCAGUGUACAAUAUUGUUUGUCCAGUGAUGGUAAAGCUUGUAAUUGCACAAGAAAAGGAGCUGCUAUGAGUUAGGCUAAAAAUAUUUUGCAAAACUUUUCUGUUGGCUGUUAAAUUAUUGUAGUAUUUCAGAACUUUUCUUUAUACCAUACUAAAUGUAAAAAGUCAACCAAAUGUUAUUUUUUCUCAAUAAAGCACUAUAUCAAGUU
Messenger RNA from Callorhinchus milii (elephant shark), 4373 nucleotides. Its product is annotated as solute carrier family 12 member 4. Gene Ontology annotation, molecular function: potassium:chloride symporter activity. The record is from RefSeq and is a predicted model, not a curated record. NCBI's taxonomy places the organism in Eukaryota, Metazoa, Chordata, Chondrichthyes, Chimaeriformes, Callorhinchidae. Gene Ontology annotation, cellular component: membrane. The transcript has 24 exons. The coding region runs from base 30 to 3341 and encodes 1103 amino acids. Gene Ontology annotation, biological process: chloride transmembrane transport; cell volume homeostasis; chloride ion homeostasis.